Messenger RNA from Stylophora pistillata, 4073 nucleotides. RefSeq names its product lysine-specific demethylase 9. The record is from RefSeq and is a predicted model, not a curated record. Gene Ontology annotation, cellular component: nucleus. Lineage: Eukaryota; Metazoa; Cnidaria; Anthozoa; Scleractinia; Pocilloporidae.
CCUCGAAGGAAGUUGCCGUCAACGGUCGUGAUACGUUUCCUAGCAAAUCUCCUUUCCUGAAGAAUCCAACAAGCCUCAUAUUACCAAAAGAUGAACAUGUCAAGAAGAAAAGAAAGACGAGUUUCGAAGAAGAGACAAAACCUUCGGAGAAUUUUGGUAAAACGCAUCGUUUGAGUUCGUCUGAAGAGAGUUGGAACAUAACGUCUAUGUCACCGACAUCACCUUCACCGUCGCCAACUAAAACACCGAACAACAGCUUAAAGACAACCUUAAAGAAAAUUAAAAAAGAAGGAAAGUGUGAAUUCACACCCUCUGCCCCAGAGAUAAUUUCUCACAAUGAUUUGAAACUGAAAAUCAAGAGAAACUCAGUUGACACAAAUCACGAGAGCAAUGGUACUGCCAAACUCAAUGGAGGAUCAGAUACAAAGAAAAAGAAGAAAAAACACAAGGAGCAUCACCAUCAUCAUCAUAACCGUGAAGAGGAAAAGAAUUUUAAUGAUCAAGAUUAUACCAUUCGAUUAAAUCCCAAGGAAAAAACUCGUCUCUCACAUCUGAUUCACACAGAGGUUGAUGCCAAUGGAGGAGCAUCAGUGCUGCAUGUUUAUACCGAUGAAAUUGCUGGGUUAAGAGAAGAAAAGCUUCAGAAGUUUGUCAAACUGUUUUUUCGUGAAGUCUUUGCUGAAAAAAGUGAAGGUGUGGCAAAAAAUGUAAUGGGCAUUGUUCACAAUGCUGCUGGAUAUCUACCUGAACUUGUGAAAUACUUUGGAGUAAAUCAUCCAAAUUUGACAGUCAAGGUUUCAUCUUUAUAUAAAAAAUCAGACCUUGAGACUUUGAAGAUGGAGGAAUUCAUGCAAAGAGUUGAAUCUUCCUAUGAUUGUGGGACUUACCGAUCAGGCCCCCUUCUGCAGUUCAGCUUAGUUGGGACUGUUCAGGAGGAGAGUGGAGGGUAUUUCCCACAGUUUUUGGACUUACUUGAACAAUGUCUCUUUCUGAAGGAGACCAUGCCAUGGGGAAGUUUCUCUGCACUUACUUUACCUGAGCGAAACAAAAGCAAUGAUGGCCCUAUUAUGUGGGUCCGCCCAGGAGAGCAGGUUGUUCCCACAGCAGAAUCAAGAUCACCAUACAAGAAACGGAGAAUUGGUGUAAAUGAACUCCAAAACCUGCAGUACCUUCCCAGAGUUUCUGAACCCAGGGAGAUUCUGGCUGAAGAUAGAACACGCUGUCAUGCUGAUCAUGUUGGACAUGGCUUUGACAGGCAGACAACUGCGGCAGUUGGGGUCUUGAAAGCUGUCCAUGUUGGAGAAAUUCCCGCCUCUAACAGAGACUGCAAAGAUGUGAUCUGUUUUAGUGCUGAAAACUUUAAUUUCCUGACACAGAAAUUGCAGUUGGAUCUUCAUGAACCUCCAGUGCAACAAUGUGUUAGCUGGGUAGAUGAUGCAAAACUAAAUCAACUGAGAAGAGAUGGUGUAAAAUAUGCUGCAUUCCGGCUGAGGGAUAACGACAUCUACUUCAUUCCUCGCAACAUCAUUCAUCAGUUCAGAACAGUUACUGCUUGUACGAGCAUAGCCUGGCAUCUGAGAUACAAGAAUUACUAUCCAGAAUUAAAGGAAUCAGAAAAGCCAAUGGAGUAGUAAAGAAAGAACAUGGGCACAGGUGAACAUGUUAAGGAAUUUUUUUCUAGCACAAGCAGAAAUCUGAACUUGUUGCUCCUUAAUUCUGUUUGCUUGAACAUGUAGAUAUAUACAGUGCUGUACUGCAAUAUGUGAUUCCCUUUUCAAAGCCUGUACGACUUUUCACAGACCUCGACAUUCCACCAUCACAAUGGAUUUUGAAAAUAUUUCACUAUAAGGACAUGAAUACCUGUAGAUUCCCCUACUGACAUUCAGAGCUGGUCUCUGUGAUGUCUACCUCAUGCGAAGUUUACACGUCUUCAAAGUAUGGUAGUAUGCAGUUUAGAAAUUGAAGUGCACUCAUGUUUAUGACAAGUGUUGUCUGACCCCUCACAGUUCCAGUUGUACAGAGUAUGCACGCUGGUUUUCACCAAUGACGGAGUCAGACUCAGAGUUGUAGUCAGAGGUGCAGAGUGAUUAUGUUAUAGUGUAAGUAAGGUAAACUGACAGAGCUGGGUGCAAAAUGCCAAUGCUCCUAAUGACAUGGUUAUUUAGGAGCUAGUGAAAACUAGAUUGUUUGAGUCAUAAGCACUUGGAGGGCCCAAGAACUGGCAUGGUGAUUAUUUUAUCAACCGAGUUGAUAACUUUAAUUGACUGCUGUAAAGGGUCUGUAAAGCCAGCAUUGCAUCCCCAAGUCCUUGUUUGUUCACUCUGAUGAAGGUUUAACACUCCAAACAUCAGCUUUACAAACUCUUUAUGGAGGGUAAUUUAAACAAACAACUCAGUUGAUAAAAUCAAAUUAUCCUGUAACACACACACCCCCCCUAAAAGAAAAACACACACACACACACACACACACACACACACGCGCGCGCGCACACACACACGCACACACACACACGCCUUCAAGCCAUACAACUCGGAGUUGACCUGUCAGUUGUAGAUAUCAACAUUCAGCUUUGUGAAUGGUUACUUAAGUUAGGUCAUCAUAACAAGUGCUAUACCAUAGUUUCUCUACCUUAAUUUUGAUUUGGAAAAUUUUUUAGAAUAUCCUUUAUGGAUUGAAUGCCAGCUGAUUAAGGCUUUUGACAUACAAUGAUUGAACAUUAAAAGAAAGUAGGUACUUAUAGAGCUCCUUCAAAAAUCAUGAUUCACUACAUUUCAUUCUUCAACUUAACUGAUUAAUUACAUAUAUUUUAAAGACUCUUAUAGGAAAAUUAGAAGAGUUGCAUGUGCUCAAACUAGAGUUUUUCUCUUCUGUUUUGUACAAUGUGGUAAAUGAUAAAUCCGUUGUAGGGGUGACCAUACGUUUUUACAAAAUGUGUUGAUAUGAUUUCUUUCAAAUAAAUUUAGAGCCUGUAUAGUUCAUUACAAGUAAUUUUCCUACAAUCUAGGGACAGUCAAACCAAGGCUGACUUUUUAAAGUGUUCAUUGUAGUAAAGAAUUCUGUUCUACACUUUUAUUGACUUAUCCAAAACUAUUUGGUUGAUUUUACUAUGACAAUCUAUAUUGUGCAGAUGUUUAAUCCAUGUUUAUGGUUUUUUUUUUUUUCUUUGAAUCAUGUUGGACAUGGUUCUAGCUUUGGAAAUGUUAUCAUUAUCACUUCCAUGAGUGACCAAGACACAACUUAUCCUUACAAUGUCAAUACAAAAUCAAGCAGACAAGUAGUGAGGGUGAAGACAAAUGUGAACUAGGGGUUUAGUAGUUGGUCCAAUACAAAUUCAACAAACUCGCAUUACAAGGAUUGUAUGAGAGACAGUAAGAAGAGUUACUUGGAAGAUCUGGGAAGUAGAAUUGUUAAGGAUUGGAAAAAUAUUUUUCACUUCUAUAUGAUUAUUAACUAAUUUAUGGAUAAACAUUUUAAGAAUCAAAAUGUAAAAUGAAAUGUGAUUUGCAUGCAUGCUCCCUAUUGGUUCAUUUUAAACAAGUAUGCACACAGUAUACUGCAGUGCUAAUACUGUGAGAGCCUUUUCACAGGCUAAAAUAAUUAUGUAUACUGACUUUGAGAUCUAAAAAAGAGUUUAUGAAUUAAUUUUUUGCCAUGCAUGAUUCAUUAUUAUAUUAUAUCAACCUUUAAAUUCUCUUCUAGUGGUGAAAGCUGUAACAAUUUUUGUAAGUUAUAAAAUGACUUUGGAAUAAGUUUUGCAAUAAGUGAAAACUGUAGUUGCAACUGUUCAGGAAAAACUCCUUAUGGGAGAGAAGAAAUUAUUUUGAAAUCGGAGACUUUCUGCAAAUGGGAACGUUUGUGUUUUACAAGGGGUUAAAAUAGCUGGCAUGUGUAAAUGUUCCUAUGCUUUAGUUCUCUUUGCACUAUGUUUGGUUCCCUUGCAAUGUCGUGAGAACCAUUGCAAGGCACUAAACGAAAUGGUACAUGUUGUAUUAAUAGCUUUCUACAAAUGAAUAAAGGCUGAUAGUUUCGAAAGAAACUGUUCGGGGCUGCGUCGGUGGGAGUAACGAAAUAAU